Messenger RNA from Trichoderma virens Gv29-8, 3716 nucleotides. RefSeq lists its product as uncharacterized. Bases 64 to 3423 code for a protein of 1119 amino acids. The record is from RefSeq and is a predicted model, not a curated record. The transcript has 5 exons. Lineage: Eukaryota; Fungi; Ascomycota; Sordariomycetes; Hypocreales; Hypocreaceae.
CUCUAAUACAUCACUCGUUUCGCUGUUGCCUCUUGCCAUUGGCGAGAGCCACAAUCUGCAACCAUGAAGCCUUCUCCGGCGGCUUCCUACUUGUCGAUCUCUCUGUUAUCUCUGACGUCGUGCCACGCUCAGCUGCUCCAGAAGCGCGCUCUCGUUGCGCCGCCCUCGUUGGACAAUGGCUGGACAUAUCAGGGAUGCUACAUCGAUGUUGGACGUACAAUUGGCGAUGCGUCCAUCACUGAUGAUGCAAUGACCAACCAGGAAUGCGCUACUUAUUGUUUUGAGCAUGACUUCCCUUAUGCGGGAACGGAGUACUACACCCAAUGCUACUGCGGCUCCAGCCUGGCAACGGGAGGUGUAAAUACGACUGCGACGGACUGCAAUACUCCAUGCGGCGGCAACUCGACUGAGGCCUGCGGUGGCCCCAAUCGGCUUACUCUGUAUAAGACGGCUGAAAUCACUGGUCCCCAGGUCAACCCGGGCCCCCCCGGAUGGACGUCCAAGGGAUGCUAUUCCGAGGGCACCACUGGGCGAGCUUUGACGUUUGGCUAUGGCGACGUUGCCAAUAAUCUGAUGACCGUGGCCGUCUGUACAGCGGGAUGUAAGGCUGCUGGAUAUACAUUCGCUGGUGUCGAGUACGGCGGAGAGUGCUACUGCGGCAAGACAAUCUCCAAUGGAGCGCUGCCGGCAACGAGCGGCUGCACUAUGACCUGCAAUGGCAACAGCACCGAGUACUGUGGAGGACCUGGCCACCUGAACAUUUACAGCCUCGAUUCCGUCAGCUCCGGAACUGCUACCGGUACUGGUUCUGUGGCUCAGCCCAGCCAGACUGGUGUCUGUCCAGGCCAACCAGCUCUGGUGGGCAAGUACAACUGGUACGGCUGCUAUACCGAAGGAACAAACUCACGAGCUCUCUCCGCAAAGACGUAUGCGGAUGACGCCAUGACCUUGGAGAGCUGUGCAACCUUUUGCGCGGCAUACACAUACUUUGGUGUCGAGUACAGCCGAGAAUGCUAUUGCGGCAACUCCUUUGGCGCCGGCUCCAAGCUCACUACGGCAUCCGACUGCAGCAUGACUUGCAGUGGUCAGGACUGUGAAUUCUGUGGUGCCGGCAACCGAUUGUCCGUCUACUCGCUCAAUGCUCCGGGCACGGGCACCUCGUCUGGAGGCCCCCUCCCCCCCUCCACCACUUCAGCCACGACGCAGCCGACGGGACUCCCUCAAGGAUGGCAAGCCUAUGGAUGCUACGUCGACGGUGUUAACGGCCGCAUUCUUAACACGCAGCUCCCCGACAAUGAUGACCUGACCCUCGAGUCCUGUGUUCAGUCCUGUGCUUCUCAAGGAUUUACUAUUGCUGGCGCCGAGUACUCCAAGCAGUGCUUCUGCGGUAACAACAUCGUCAACGGCGGCGUCAAAGCUACUAACCAGGCCGACUGCAACACUCCUUGCUCCGGUGACGCAUCCGAAAACUGCGGCGGCGGCGGCAGAAUGAGCAUCAUUUCCAAGGGAGCACCGACAGUUGAGGCCCCUCCGGCCCCUGUCCAACACGUUGGCAACUGGACCUACCAGGGUUGCUACGAAGACAAUGUCAACCAGCAACGUACCUUCUUCUGGCAGAACAUCUUCGCCAACACCAUGACCCCUGAGCAGUGCCUUAACCAGUGUGCCGCGUUUGGCUACAUGGCUGGCGGCCUGGAGUAUGGCCAGGAGUGCUACUGCGGUGACCCAGCGAACAUCCAGACGGCUGGUGCUACUAAGAGGCCCGAGUCUGAGUGCGGCGUUCCCUGCCCGGGUAAUGGCAGCGCUAUCUGUGGUGGUGGUUCUCGCCUCAGCACCUAUUUCUGGACCGGAACGCCCUUCUAUUCUUGGAGCUUCCCGGAAGCUGGGACCGCGGCGGCUGGUUCUUAUGAGCAGCUCAUCGGUGGUGUCUGCAUUCCCCUGAUGACCACCCAGUCCAUCACCGGCAAGGUCACCUUCCUUGAGAAAUGGGGCACUGGUGAGCCCAACUCGACUGGUGCCUAUGAGCUCGACCUGUCCCUCGUCAACCAGUACCAGCUUGCAUGGCGAGAGAUGCACGUCAAGACGGACAUUUUCUGUGCCGGAGGCGUCACUCUUCCCGACAAGGCCGGCCGACAGCUUACUGUCGGAGGAUGGUCUGGUGAUUCCACUUAUGGUGUCCGCCUGUAUACUCCUGACGGCUCGGCUGGUGUCAACGGCACCAACGACUGGCAAGAGAACGUCGACAUCCUGAAGCUUCAGAACGGUCGCUGGUACCCCACUGCCAUGAACAUGGCCAAUGGCUCCGUGCUCGUCAUCGGUGGUGAGACUGGAUCCAACAGUGCUCCUGUCCCGACCCUCGAGAUUCUCCCCUUUACGGGUACCGCACCGCUCUACAUGGAGUGGCUUGAGCGUACCGACCCCAACAAUUUGUAUCCUUUCUGUACUGUCCUGCCCUCUGGUGGCAUCUUUGUUGCCUACUGGAACGAGGCCCGUAUCUUGGAUGAGAACACCUUUGCCACUAUCAAGACUCUGCCCAACAUUCCUGGUUCCGUCAAUGAUCCUCUUGGUGGACGAACUUACCCUCUUGAGGGAACCGCUGUCUUGCUGCCCAUGCACGCCCCCUUCACUGAGCCUCUCAACAUCCUCAUCUGCGGUGGUUCUACCGAGGGUGCCUCGAAUGCUAUAGAUAACUGUGUCAGCACUUAUCCCGAUGCUGCCAACCCGACCUGGGCUCUUGAGCGUAUGCCUUCCCAGCGAGUCAUGCCUUGCAUUGCUCCUCUUCCUGAUGGCACCUACAUUAUCAUGAACGGCGCUCACCACGGUGUUGCUGGAUUCGGUCUGGCUACUAGCCCCAACCUGAACGCCCUCCUCUACGACCCUCAGAAGCCCCUCGGCUCCCGUAUCACCGUUAUGGCGAACACUACCGUCGCUCGUCUGUACCACUCUGAGGCCAUUACCCUGCUGGAUGGCCGUGUGCUUGUUUCUGGCUCUGACCCGCAGGAUGACGUUAACCCUGAGGAGUACCGUGUUGAGACCUUCACCCCCCCUUACCUGAAGAGCGGCAAGCCUCGCCCAAGCUUCACCAUCACCAACAAGGACUGGGGCUACAACAAGCCCAUCACCGUCACCCUCGGUGCCGCUGCUCGAAAUGGCGCCAUCCAGGCUUCUCUGCUUGGUGCCGUCACCAGCACUCAUGGUAACUCCAUGGGAGCUCGCACUCUCUUCCCUGCCAUAUCAUGCCAAGGCACCGCUUGCACUAUCACGUCUCCCCCAUCCAAGUACAUUGCUCCUCCUGGCUGGUAUCAGCUCUACAUUCUGGAUGGCGGAAUCCCCGCCGUUGGUGUCUAUGUCCGCAUCGGCGGUGACCCGGCCCAGGUCGGUAACUGGCCUAAGGGCACUGGCUUCACAACUCCAGGUGUUUAAUUUCAAUUGUUGGAUUGUUUAAUGUUUCUUGUUUUGGAUAUGACGGAUGUUUUAAACUUUUUAAACUAUUCUUAUGUAGAAACUUGGUUGAAGGAACGUGGGAUUAGGCUUGCCUGGAAUUCAAAGGCAACCCAUGGGUAAUAGAAUUGGGAAGGGAGGAAAAGGGCACAGAGACAAAACAGAAAUAAUAUACCCUUAAGAACACGGUUUCGUUCAGACGGUAGCUAUGAGGGUGAUGGUGAGCUUGUCGGUAUAUGUCAUUUUUGAAUGUACGAAUGCAAAUUAUUUUUGUU